Molecule: messenger RNA, 706 nt
Organism: Odontomachus brunneus
Lineage: Eukaryota; Metazoa; Arthropoda; Insecta; Hymenoptera; Formicidae
Gene: zetaCOP
Product: coatomer subunit zeta-1
Exons: 5
Coding region: 150-686 (178 amino acids)
Biological process (GO): intra-Golgi vesicle-mediated transport; intracellular protein transport; retrograde vesicle-mediated transport, Golgi to endoplasmic reticulum
Cellular component (GO): COPI vesicle coat
Source: RefSeq, a predicted model, not a curated record
GCAUUGGAUGCAACGGGUUGUAUCUAUUGCGAAUAAAAGAACGCACCUCACGAGUUCCUAGUGCGCACUCAGUUCUGUCCCAUGAAAAACACUAUAAGAGUUUGGUAGCAUUGCUGGACACGUCAAAAUCAGUCGAAGUUGACGUAAACAUGGAUGGUCAAUUAUUGGAACCUACAUUGUACACGGUGAAAGGAAUGGCGAUCCUCGAUAAUGAUGGCAAUCGAAUCCUAGCGAAAUAUUACGACCAAAAUGUCUUUCCUACAUCAAAAGAGCAGAAGACCUUCGAGAAGAACCUGUUCAACAAAACACACAGAGCUAAUGCUGAAAUUAUUAUGUUGGAUGGUUUAACAUGUGUUUACAGAAGUAAUGUAGAUUUGUUUUUCUAUGUCAUGGGCAGCUCACAUGAAAAUGAGUUGAUCUUAAUGAGUGUCCUAAACUGCUUAUAUGAUUCUGUUAGUCAAAUUCUUCGGAAGAACGUAGAAAAGAGAGCAGUUUUGGACAGCUUAGACAUAGUAAUGUUAGCGAUGGAUGAGAUUUGCGAUGGAGGUAUAAUUUUGGAUGCGGAUGCAACAAGUGUGGUACAGAGGGUAGCAUUACGAACGGAUGACAUUCCACUUGGGGAACAAACAGUAGCACAGGUACUACAAUCAGCCAAGGAACAACUUAAAUGGUCAUUAUUAAAAUAAAUAAUUUCUGUUUUUUUAUA